This is a messenger RNA of Meloidogyne enterolobii, 789 nucleotides long. The record is from the annotation of a GenBank genome assembly. Lineage: Eukaryota; Metazoa; Nematoda; Chromadorea; Rhabditida; Meloidogynidae.
AUGUUUGAUCAUUGUCUUUCUUUUGUACAGUGUCGUGGUUCAGUCCCAAUUUUUUGGAGUCAGAAAGGUUAUCGUCUAAAACCUCCACUUGUUAUUGACCGCCCUUUGGAGGAAUCAUUGCCCACUUUUAGCAUACACAUUGAACAAUUAUUACAUUUAUACUCAAUUCCACUUGUUAUUGUAAAUUUAGCUGAUCAGACAGGGAGAGAAGCUGUUCUUUGUGAUGCUUAUCUUCAACACAUUUUGGCUUUUAAUUGUAACAAUGUCACCUACCAUUCAUUCGAUUUUCACCGAGUUUGUGGCAAUAGACGACAUCACAAACUGUCAGAAUUAAUGGAAACCUUGAAAGAAGAAAUUGGAUCAAUUGGUUUUUGUUGGAUUGAUAAAAGUGGAAAAGUAGUAAUGCGACAGAAAGGAGUAAUUAGAACGAAUUGUAUUGACUGUCUAGAUCGAACUAAUGUUGUUCAAAGUGCAAUUUCCCAAGCUGUAUGUUUAAUUCAAUGUAGAAAGUUGGGAAUUAUUGAAGCGGAAGCUAGUGCUCCUGAACAGUUUGUGCGGUUAUUACAACGAAUGUGGGCAGAUCAUGGAGAUUCGAUUUCUAAACAGUAUGCAGGCACUAGUGCAUUGAAGGGAGAUAUAACUCGAAAUGGACAACGUAAAAUUUCUGGUUUAGUCAAAGAUGGAUAUAAUUCAGCUUCUCGUUAUUAUUUAUCCCAAAUGUGUGAUGCAAAUAGACAACGAGUUAUUGAUGCUAUCUUGGGGUUGUCAAUAACAGAAGAAGAUGCGUAA